CUGAGAAAGAGGGAGUAGGGGGAAACAGACGGGUGGGGGGAGAAGAGGUAUAAAAGUAUAAAAGCCUUGCUAAACAGAAUAAAGAAAUAUCCCCAGAGAGAGAGAGGGAUUCUGAAAGAGACUUUACCAGAGAGUUGACACCAUAACUAUCUUCUUAGGACCAAGAGACCGACAGACCGCCAGAGUGAGGAUGAGGACUCUCCUCCAGUGUGUGGCCCUGUCUGUCACCAUCUCUCUCUGCGUCUGCUACGAUUCUCAAGAAAGCACAGAAUCCUUUGAAGAUGUGUUUGUCAGCCCUUCCCGAGCCAACUCAUUCAUCAACCCACAGAGUCCACAGAGGGGAAGUGCCUACAACACUCCAUCAAGAGGCAGCACUUACAGGAGAACAAUGAAGUCUCCAGCGGAGAGGCGCACAGAGACAUGUGAGGACUACUCUCCCUGUCGCUUCUUUGCCCAUCGCUAUGGUUACCAGCUGGCCUAUCAGAGAUAUUUUGGAGCCAGGAAUCCAGGCACGAUGGGGAGCCGUGGAUUCUGAGUCCUUGUCCAUCUUAUCAUAGCAAUUAUUCCUGCUAUUGAUUUACUGUACGCUCAUUCAACACACUCUGACAUUACGUAACAGGAUAUUGGUUCAGUGAUGUAACAGUGAUCUGGCCAUGGCACACCCACGAACAGUGGUGUAAAGUACUGAAGUAAAAAUAUUUUAAAGUA
This is a messenger RNA of Oncorhynchus keta (chum salmon), 708 nucleotides long. RefSeq names its product matrix Gla protein-like. The record is from RefSeq and is a predicted model, not a curated record. Gene Ontology annotation, cellular component: extracellular region. Bases 191 to 535 code for a protein of 114 amino acids. The transcript has 5 exons. NCBI's taxonomy places the organism in Eukaryota, Metazoa, Chordata, Actinopteri, Salmoniformes, Salmonidae. Gene Ontology annotation, molecular function: calcium ion binding.